Spinacia oleracea (spinach) is the source of this 1706-nucleotide messenger RNA. RefSeq lists its product as uncharacterized. Gene Ontology annotation, biological process: tRNA dihydrouridine synthesis. The coding region runs from base 177 to 1478 and encodes 433 amino acids. The transcript has 13 exons. NCBI's taxonomy places the organism in Eukaryota, Viridiplantae, Streptophyta, Magnoliopsida, Caryophyllales, Amaranthaceae. The record is from RefSeq and is a predicted model, not a curated record. Gene Ontology annotation, molecular function: tRNA dihydrouridine synthase activity; flavin adenine dinucleotide binding.
CGGAGUAAUUCUCUCCCCUCUAAUUUUGUGUUUUAAGUUUACAAGAUCAAAAAUACCACCCGCAAAAUUCUUGAAUAGCUUCACUCUUCAAUCUUCAAUCUUCAUCCUCCUCCUCUUUGUUGCUGCUGCUGCAGUUCCAAACGCCUCCAGAUAAUUAAUUUCUUCAAUUUCAAGGCAUGAUGAGGUCUGCAGGGUAUACUGUCGUUGCUUCGUGUGCUCCUGUACUUUGUUUAGUCAUUCAAACUCGGCCUCGGUCUCGGUUUUCAUCCAAAUUAAUUGCUGUAAAUUCAUCAACAUCAAAGAGAUUGUACUGUGUUGGCUCAGGCCACACAUUACAUAAAGGAUUAACAAUGGUUGUUGCCCGCUACCCUCCUCCCCUCUUCAGUGUCGCCCCAAUGAUGGAGUGGACAGACAAUCACUUUAGGGUGCUUGCACGAAUCAUAUCGAAAAAUGCUUGGCUUUACACGGAGAUGCUUGCUGCAGAAACCAUUGUAUUUCAGAAGGGUAAUCUGGACAGGUUUUUGGAAUUUACCCCUGAGCAACAUCCAAUAGCUCUUCAAAUUGGUGGGAAUAACUUGGAGAAUAUUGCAAAAGCGACUCAACUUGCUAAUGCUUACGGCUAUGAUGAAAUUAACUUAAAUUGUGGAUGCCCUAGCCCCAGGGUUGUCGGACAUGGGUGUUUUGGAGUUCGUCUGAUGCUCGACCCAAAGUUUGUUGGGGAGGCCAUGUCAGUUAUUGCUGCCAAUACAAAUGUUCCUGUGACUGUCAAAUGCCGUAUUGGUGUUGAUGAUUAUGAUUCGUAUAAUGAGCUGUGUGAUUUUAUCUAUAAAGUAUCUUCAACAUCUCCUACCAAACAUUUUAUCAUACAUUCACGGAAAGCACUUCUCAAUGGCAUUAGCCCAGCUGAAAAUCGAUCAAUUCCUCCACUCAAAUAUGAAUUCUAUUAUGGUUUAGUACGUGACUUUCCAGACUUAACGUUUACAAUAAAUGGAGGCAUAAAUUCGGUUGAAGAGGUGAAUGGAGCACUAAAAAAAGGAGCUCAUGGAGUAAUGGUUGGUCGUGCUGCUUACCAUAACACUUGGCAAGUGUUGAGAAACGUUGACUCUGAAGUCUAUGGUGAUCCUCCUAGUGAUCUUACACGUCGUCAGGUUUUGGAGAAAUACACCGAGUAUGCAGAUUCCGCUCUUGGCAAACAUGGUAAUAAUAGACCAAAUGUUCGGGAUUUGGUCAAGCCUUUGUUGAACCUUUUUCAUUCUGAGCCUAGAAAUGCUGUUUGGAAGCGCAACGUGGAUGCUGCAUUUUUCCAUUGCACGACAGUCAAACAAGUCCUUGAAGAGACAUUGCCCAUUAUUCCAGAUUACGUCCUUGAUUCACCAGCUUCAAGAGUGCCACCCAGUCGCGGAGAUAUUUUUGCUGACGUGGAUGAUCUCAUGCCUUCCCCGUAUAAAUUGAAUGAGCCGGAGUUACAAUAUGCUUAGUUUGUCGUAUAUUGAAGUUUUUCUUACAGAUUAUAAUCACCCAUUAAAUUAUUUGGUCACCUUCAAAUUUGAGUUUACACAAUGUAUUCUUCAUUUUUUGGAAAAUGAUUAAUGGCCCUAGACCGGGACCAUAUGAUAUAAUGUACUCUAUUUUCUACAAGGAACAAAGUAGUCCGUAUUCAAUACAAAGUGUAUUUGAAAAUGAUAAUGCAAACACCUUAUUCACUA